Molecule: messenger RNA, 2811 nt
Organism: Strongylocentrotus purpuratus (purple sea urchin)
Lineage: Eukaryota; Metazoa; Echinodermata; Echinoidea; Camarodonta; Strongylocentrotidae
Product: RNA-directed DNA polymerase from mobile element jockey
Exons: 2
Coding region: 1-2811 (936 amino acids)
Source: RefSeq, a predicted model, not a curated record
AUGUCUGCUAUCAAAACAGAUUGGGAGAUAGAGGAGAAAUGUGCAGCAUAUCUGGCUACGCUUAACAAAAAGUUUGAUGACAUGCAGAGCAAUUUAGACCAGAAAGCAGACAAAACAUCAAUGGAAAAAUUAUCUGCUGAUGUGAUGGCUACACAGAAGGUAGUUGAAGGUGUAAAUGCAGACAUAGUCAAACUAUCUGAUAGGAUCGAGUUGAUGCAUAAAGAACCUGAAGAGAUUGAAAAAAGAAAGAAAAAUAUCCUAAUCAAGGGAUUACCUGAAUGCAGGAAAUCUAUCGCAGACGAUGCACGGCACCAAGAUAAGGAUAUAGAGCUAGAUGAUACAGUGGACAUGUCAAAUGAAGAAAUUUGUGACCAGCUCUUCAACAGUAUGGAUAUCAAUGUAACUCCAAAGUCUGUUCAUAGAUUAGGUAAAAAGAAGCUAGAUGGAAAGCCACGCCCAAUUAAGGUUGUACUUGAGAAUGAAGAGGAUAAGAAGCUUCUGUUGAGAGGUGGUCCUAAAGUAAGAAGAGUUAAUCCUGAAGGGGUUAGCUUUAACCCUUCCAAGGUCUUCAUAAGUCCAGAUAUGACUAUUCUACAGCGAGAAGAGGACUUCAAGUUGCGUGAGGAGCUACGUAGGAAAAGGAUAAGUGACCCAAACUGGAUAAUAAGGGGAAAAAAGCUCUUCUUAAAGACUCAGGUACCACCUCGAGAUCUUCCACCAGACAGAGUAGGAAGUUCAGGGGAAAGGAAACGCAAGAUUUAUUUGUACUCCAAGGGAGACUACUCGGCAUUAUCCAACGAAGUUAAAUCUGUUGACUGGGUGAAGGAAUUUGCAUCUAGGAGUAUGAACGAAAGAUGGGAGUUACUCAAAUCCAAGUAUAGUGAAUGGAUUGACAAAUACAUUCCGAUUAAAACUGUGAAGUCGGGUCAACGCCACAAACCUCCUUGGAUUAACUUCAGAUCAGUCAGAAGAGCAAAGAAAUCAAGGAGGGGAGCAGCUGUUCAAGCAAGGAAGACUGGACUUAACGCCCAUAAGGAGCAGUAUCUUCAAAAGAAACUUCAUACUGAGGAAGUAAUACGCCAAGCCAAAGUAGACUAUGAAUCGUCUCUUAUCAACCAGAUUAAAACUGAACCAAAGAAGUUUUAUAACUAUGCGAGGCACUUCUCUAGAUCUUCUGCUACAAUUGAGGUUCUUGAACACGAUGGAGCAAAGAUAACAGAUGACCAGAACAAAGCAGAGAUUCUGAACGAGUUUUUUGCAAGUGUACUGAAACCUGAACCUCUUGAACUCAAUCUCAAUCUACCUCUUCCCGAGAUAUCACACGACAACAUUGUAUAUGACAUUGAGAUUUCCCCUUCCAGAGUUAGAGAAAAGCUUUCCAAGCUUCACAUCAACAAGGCCUGUGGUCCUGAUGGGAUACAUGUAAACGUGCUAAGGAAUGUUCCUGAUUUGGAUGUACCUCUUGGUAUUUUAUUUGAUCAAUCUAUCCAAACCGGACAGAUACCCCAAGAAUGGAAGGACGCAAAUAUCACUCCACUCUUCAAGAAGGGAUCCAGGUUGUCUCCAAACAACUAUAGACCAGUCUCCCUUACCAGUCAAGUGGUAAAGCUUCUUGAGAGAAUUAUCUACGACAAACUGAUGGAACAUGCAGUAGACAAUGAUAUGAUUUCAUGUCACCAGCACGGCUUCCAGAAGAAGUGUUCAUGUGUGACACAACUCUUAGAAUGUCUUUAUGACUGGACGAAAGCAUACGAUGAAGCUAAAGGAAUGGAUGUCAUAUACCUUGAUUUUCGAAAGGCAUUCGAUACCGUCCCCCAUCGCCGACUGUUAUACAAGCUCAAGCACAAUGGUAUCCGUGGACAUAUUCUCAAUUGGAUUGAGGGGUUCCUAACUGGACGCAGACAAAGAGUAGUGCUAAGGAACGGCACCUCAAGAUGGAGGUCGGUGACAAGCGGCGUGCCACAAGGGUCUAUUCUCGGGCCGCUCCUCUUUCUAAUCUUCGUAAAUGACAUUCCCGACAUGGUUCUCACUACUGCUAAGAUGUUUGCUGAUGAUACCAAGAUUUACCGCCAAAUAACAUCGAAAGAUGAUUGUGACAUACUACAGAGAGACUUAAAUGCACUCGCUGCAUGGUCUAAACUAUGGCUACUUGAAUUCAAUGCUGAAAAAUGUGUUGUCCUGCGCAUCCGAGCAGCUAUUAACUACAAUUAUUCUAUCAAUGGUGUUCAUCUGCAGGAAGUGACAAACCAAAAGGACUUGGGAGUUAUAAUUAGCAAUACCCUCACCCCUAACGAACAUGUUGAUGAACUAGUUAAAAAGGCUCGCUGUAAGAUUGCAAUGUUCCGACGCUGUUUCACUGCACUGGAUGAAAGGAAAAUCACCAUUUUGUACCAAUCCAUAAUUCGUCCAGCGCUGGAAUAUGCAUCAUCUGCUUGGAGCCCACUUACAAAGAAGAAUAUUGAGAAGUUAGAGAAGGUGCAGACCAAAUGCCUACGUCUUGGUAACAAGGAAAUUCCUAUUGAGACAUUGAAGGAGAGAAGAGCAAGAACAGACCUUAUCAAUUUGUACAAAUACCUUAAUGGCUAUUACACAACUCCAGCACAAAGAUUCUUCUCCCACCCAAAUAAGGAAUUAAGAGGGCAUUCUAGAAAAGUGUUCCAAAGACGUUCCAGAACUCAACUGACUGGCCACUUUUACACUAACAGAGUGGUCCAACCUUGGAACAACCUACCAGAAAAAGUAGUGUCUGCACCUACAGUGGCGACUUUUAAAAGUCAACUGAGAGCCCUUCCCUUAGGAAAAGAGGGCUAA